This is a messenger RNA of Cyclopterus lumpus (lumpfish), 1989 nucleotides long. Its product is annotated as tripartite motif-containing protein 35-like. Lineage: Eukaryota; Metazoa; Chordata; Actinopteri; Perciformes; Cyclopteridae. The transcript has 7 exons. Gene Ontology annotation, molecular function: zinc ion binding; protein binding. The coding region runs from base 99 to 1529 and encodes 476 amino acids. The record is from RefSeq and is a predicted model, not a curated record.
GGGUGACUCAUCACAACAGGAAGCAGGAAGUGCCCGGAUCUCGGCUCGUAUAUCUGUCGCAGGACCCUGUGUGUCAGAGCAAAACAACGAGUGUCAGUAUGGCAGGCAGGCUCUCUCUCCAGGAGGUGGACCUCUCCUGUUCCAUAUGCUGCGAGAUCUUCCGGGACCCCGUGGUCCUCAAGUGCAGCCACAGCUUCUGUGCACCCUGUCUGCAGCGGUACUGGACCCAAGGGCCACGGAGGCGCGACUGCCCCCUGUGCCGGAGCCAGAGUGUGGAUGAGCCCGUGCCCAGUCUCACCCUGAAGAACCUGUGCGAGGCCUACAUCCAGGAGGGCGAGGGGCCGGAGGACCCCGCGGGGGAGCUGUACUGCGAUCCGGGGGAGAUGUGCCCUCUGCACGGCGAGAGGCUUAAGCUCUACUGCGUGCCGGACGAGGAGCCCAUCUGUGUGGUCUGCCACACCUCAAGGAAGCACAAACAGCACGACUGUUGCCCCGUCAGCGAGGCCAUCGUGGAUGUGAAGGAGAAGAUGAAGUCUGCCCUCGGCUCAAUGCAGGAGAAGAGGGAUGCUUUUGACAAAAUGAAGAAGAACUAUGAGGACGCUGUGGAAUGCAUUCAGGUCCAGGCUCGCUUCGUGGAGAGACGGACCCGGGAGGAGUUCGAAAAGCUUCACGGCUUCCUCGACGCCGAGGAGGAAGCCAGGAUGGAGGCGCUGAGGAGGGAGGAGGAGCAGAAGAGUCGAGCGGUGAGGCAGAAGAUCGAAGAAAUAGUCGGAAAUAUAACGUCCGUGUCCGAAUCCAUCCGAGUUUUAGAGGAGGAGAUGGCUCUGCAGGGCAUCUCUGUCCUCCAUAAAUGCAAGGCGACAUUGGCAAGGGCUAACAGCCCAAUCGAAGAUCCAGUCAUGCCCCCCGGAGCGCUCCUCGACGUGGCCAGUCAUCUGGGGUCCCUGAACUUCCACGUGUGGGAGAAGAUGCACAAAACCGUCAAAUUCACUCCGGUGACUCUGGACCCGAACACCGCCGCCCCGUGGCUCAUCCUGUCGGAGGACCUCGCCAGCGUCUGUGACAGUGACGAAAAGCAGAAGAUGCCGGACAACCCGGAGAGGUUUGACCCCGACACGGGGGUGCUGGGCCGCGAGAGCUUCACCUCGGGCAAGCACGCCUGGGUCGUCAACGUGGGCGACAACACGGCGUGGGUCGUGGGCGUGGCCAAAGAAUCCGUCCAGAGGAAAGAGAAAGUGUCUUCGGUGCUGAAGAACGGCUACCUGAGUGUGUACUUUUACCACAAGAUGUACUUUGCGGGCACCUCUCCCUUGACGAGGCUCAACCUGAAGAGGAACCCGCAGAAGGUCCGAGUGCAGCUGGACUGUGACAAGGGCCGGGUGUCUUUCUACGACGACGACACGCACAUCUACACCUUCAAGCAUGUCCUCAGCGAGAGAGUCUUCCCGUACUUCUGGGUUGGUUGUCAACAGUGUCCUUUGACGCUGGAGCCGCUGGAGGUUUCUCUGAAGGCUGUGGAAUAUUUCUGAUUUUCCACUUGACAAUUUGUCUUCUCAGCACAAAAGGAAGAGGAAUUCUUUUUAUUUUAUUUUCACACAGUAUGAGGGGAACAUUCAGAAAUGCCAAAUUGCAUAAUUUCAGCACUUUCUUUUUCCCAGUCCAAUGAAAUAUCUUUUACGACCAGCAUGUGUCUUAUAUAACCAUGAAUCACGAAUCCACAAUUUGAUCUCUGCACUUUAAACUUCUAUUUUAAAGAAAGAGUCCUUUUUGCAAAAUAGCCUAAGUGUUUGUGUGUGUUUUUUUUUUAAGUAACCAGAAGUGUGGCUGUGGUUUAAUUAAUCGAAGUUUGUUACAUGAUUCUGAAUUUGCAUGUCAAACCUUGAAUUUUGUUUACAGCGUUGGAUAUAUUGCAAACACUAAAUAUGCUUUAUGUGCAAAUACUACAAUGAAAAUACUAAACUACAAAUAAAUAAUUUGCUAAUAUCAAUA